Molecule: messenger RNA, 1452 nt
Organism: Miscanthus lutarioriparius
Lineage: Eukaryota; Viridiplantae; Streptophyta; Magnoliopsida; Poales; Poaceae
Source: the annotation of a GenBank genome assembly
AUGGAACAUGCCUGCGUCUCCUCUCUGCUAGUGCUAUGGCUGAGCCUGCUGCCUCCGGUUUUGAUCUGCAUCCUCCUCCUGUCCUACCUGUGGACCUUCCAAUGGCUGAGACCGGAGAGGAUCAGGCAGAGGCUGAGGCGCCAGGGAGAGAAGGGCCCCAAGCCUUCUCUCCUCCUGCGGAACAUACCGGAGAUGAGGAGGAUUCAGAAGCAGCUGGCCGAAUCUGACCAAGAACAACAAGAAGCAGCAGCAGGGGGCAACCAUCGCUUCUCCUCCAAUUACAUGGCCGCAUGGCCGCUCUGUUCCCUUACUUCCACCACUGGAACAAGGUCUACGUCUUUGUUUGUGAGGGAUCCAGACAUGGUGAGGGAGCUGGCCAACUGCAAGUCUUUGGAUCUUGGAAAGCCUCGCUACUUGCAGAAGCAGCUUGGAGCGCUUCUUGGCACGGGAAUCUUGACGGCAAACGGUGACCUUUGGGCACAUCAACGGAAGGUGAUCGCGUCUCACUUCUUCAUGGACAAGGUUAAGGGAAUGGUGGAUUUGAUGGCGGGGUCUGCAAAUGAAAUGCUGGUUUCAUGGGAAGAUAUAGUUGACAGGGGAGGUUUUCACAUACUCAGCAAGAUUCGACAGCUUCAGGUGGCAAUGGCAAAGCAAGAUAUAUUUGCUGCUCUUCCUGGUAGUAGGUACUUACCAACAAAGCGCAACCGAGAGAUUCGGAGGCGCGGCGCGAGCAUCCGCGACCUCAUCUUGGACAUAGCGAGGAGGCACGAAGAAGAACACGACCCGCCGGCGACAUCAUCUGCGAGCAACAGCGACGGCUUCCUGCGUUCCAUCGUCGAGGGCGCCAAGGCCGCCGCCAGCGCUUUCAGUUCAUGCACGCCCGAGGACUUCAUCGUGGACAACUGCAAGAACAUCUACUUCGCGGGGCACGAGACGACGUCGACCACCGCCGCCUGGUGCCUGAUGCUCCUCGCCGCGCACCCAGAGUGGCAGUCCCGCGCGCGCGCCGAGGUCAUGGAGGUCGUUCGCCAUGGAAAGCCUCUAGACGCAGACACGAUCCGGAAGCUGAAGACGGUGACGAUGGUGGUGCAGGAGACGCUGCGUCUGUACCCGCCGGCGCCGUUCGUGACGCGGGAAGCCCUACGCGACCUUACGCUCGGCGGCCUCCACGUCCCGAGCGGCACCGGCGUCCGGGUGCCCAUAGCGCUGGCGCACCGGGACCCCGCCGCCUGGGGCCACGCUGGCGGCGACCCCGACGGGUUCGACCCGGGGCGGUUCGCCAACGGCGUCAACCUCGCCGUGGUGGAGCUCAAGGUCGUGCUGGCGCUCCUCCUGCCCAGGUUCGAGCUCGCGCUGUCGCCCGGGUACGUCCACCGCCCCGCGUUCAGGCUCACCGUCGAGCCUGGGAACGGCGUGGCCCUGGUGCUUAGGAAGCUCUGCUCUGCUGAUUGA